AUGGCUGUAACUGAAUUUCCCUCAGCGGGAGAAUCACCCGACCUCACCCUCCUGAAUGUCGCCCGUCUCUUCACCCGCCUCGAGCACAAUCUCGUCUCCCCAGGUGCGGAGCUCCGCACCCUGCGCCGGUCAGAGUUCCAGCGCAUGCGAGUGACCAAGAAUGUCGAGUACGCCCGAAUCCUCCUCUCGCAACUCGAACGCUCGCUCCCGCAAUUGAAGCAACCGGAUCGCCGACACGAAGCGCAGGCGGAAAUUGCGCGCGAUAGACAGCUCCUUAAGCGAAUGCAAACUAUCCUUGACGAAGUGGACAGUCGUGCCGAUGAUAAUGACGAAGCGGAGGACGAUGUAGACGACGAGUGGAAGGAGCUAUUCUCCAAACCCAUCGUGGAGAAAGUUGUAUCAUCUGCGGACACAACCUCGAAAUCACAGCCGCGAGUUCAAAUAAACGAAACCGACACCAACUCCACAAACGCACCCACUACCACUACGGCAACCGCAACAGCUACCUUCACUCCCACCCCCACCCCAUCAAUAGAGCCAAACUCUACCCUUCGCAACCGAAACACAACAACUUCAUCCCCGAAACAAUCUACCGGACACACCACUGGAAGCAAUUAUGGACAGGACAUGAAUGCCUCCACCGAAAAGGCGCUCGACAACGACCGCUCCGAGCAAGAAGACCUCACCGGUUCUCUGGUCUCGAUGGCCACUCAAUUAAAAGCCCAGUCCAAGUCAUUCCAAAGCACACUGGAAAGCGAGAAGGAUGCACUGGAGCGCGCCGCUCUAGGAAUGGACAAGACUUCGUCGACGAUGGAGGCGGCGGGGAAGCGGAUGGGGAUGUUGACGCGCAUGUCGGAGGGAAAAGGAUGGUGGGGGCGGAUGAUGCUCUAUGCGUGGAUCUUUGCGUUGUGGAUUGUCGCUAUCUUAAUUGUUUUUGUUGGGCCCAAGUUGAGGUUUUGA
Penicillium argentinense is the source of this 960-nucleotide messenger RNA. RefSeq lists its product as uncharacterized. The transcript is spliced from 2 exons. Gene Ontology annotation, biological process: retrograde vesicle-mediated transport, Golgi to endoplasmic reticulum. NCBI's taxonomy places the organism in Eukaryota, Fungi, Ascomycota, Eurotiomycetes, Eurotiales, Aspergillaceae. Bases 1 to 960 code for a protein of 319 amino acids. Gene Ontology annotation, molecular function: SNAP receptor activity. Gene Ontology annotation, cellular component: SNARE complex; endoplasmic reticulum. The record is from RefSeq and is a predicted model, not a curated record.